Corythoichthys intestinalis (scribbled pipefish) is the source of this 701-nucleotide messenger RNA. RefSeq names its product zinc finger protein 593 (gene znf593). The transcript has 4 exons. The record is from RefSeq and is a predicted model, not a curated record. Gene Ontology annotation, molecular function: nucleic acid binding; zinc ion binding. Lineage: Eukaryota; Metazoa; Chordata; Actinopteri; Syngnathiformes; Syngnathidae. The coding region runs from base 83 to 472 and encodes 129 amino acids.
UGACGAUUGCUCCUCCUUCUAUCCGGAAGUAAACGAGUCCACUCCUUCCGGGCUGCACGUGGGUAAGCUCAGCUGUCUAAUCAUGGGGAAGUCCAAACAAACGAAAAACCACAAUAAUGGCAAAAAGAAAAACAUUUCAAAGACGUGGAAGACAAAGCGAAGGACCAAAGACUUGGAUGAGAUCCACUCCGACAUGAAGCCUGAAAUUGCUGCCAAACUGCUUAAUCAGGAGGUGGACUAUGAUGUGACGGGAUGUGCACAGCACUACUGUUUACACUGCGCGAGAUAUUUUGUGGAUAUGAAAUCCUUAAAAGACCACUUCAAGACUAAAGUCCACAAGCGACGUUUGAAAGAGCUUAGGGAGGAACCUUACACCCAGGCGGAAGCAGAGAGAGCAGCCGGGAUGGGCUCCUACAUACCUCCAAAGACUGUGGAGGUGAAGACACAGCCUGUUGAAGAAGAUAUGUGCUAAGAAGUUCCUUCUCUGUGAACUGAUAUUUGGAUUCACAAACGGCCAAAAGUCAAAAUUGCACAUUUUGUGAAAUGGUGCUUUUGCAGACCGCUGUUUCAUAACUGUCUAUGUCAGCAUCAUGAAAGUAUUGCUUAUUAUGAGGUAAUACAUAGUGAAAGUUGUGUAAAUAUGGGACAUAUGCAGAACCGUGUGGAGUGGUAAUAAAGAGAGCCUGAACUGCCUUUGCACA